Messenger RNA from Pseudozyma flocculosa PF-1, 6069 nucleotides. RefSeq lists its product as uncharacterized. Bases 1 to 6069 code for a protein of 2022 amino acids. Lineage: Eukaryota; Fungi; Basidiomycota; Ustilaginomycetes; Ustilaginales; Ustilaginaceae. The record is from RefSeq and is a predicted model, not a curated record. The transcript has 3 exons.
AUGAACGGCGCCGCUGCCUCACCACAGCACGCUGGUGCAGGGCCAUCUCAGAGACGGGACCUCGAGCGCCAGCCGACCUGGGCCAAGUUCGAUUUCGGCGGCGACUUCGACCUCGACCAGUCGACGCCGGCAUCAGAGCGUCCCGGCGACGCUGGACCCAGCCGAACCAAGCAGGCAAGAGCUCCCCUCUCGACGUCCAAGGCCUUGCAGGGUCAGGGCUCGGCAAGGAUGGGAGACUUUGCAGGCGCUGAUCCGAUGAUAGCGCAUCCAGAAGCGCUUGCUCAGGGGGGCUUCGAUCCGCGCCUCACGGCUGCCAGUGGAGCUGCGUCGGCAGCGCCUGCUGCUCCUGCCGCUGCCGGCCAGAGCGACUGGAACCGCACCCCGAGACUACAAUCAGAGUUCGCAAACGGCUUGUCUCGUCAGUCGCCCGACCAGCGGGCUGCCGCCGAGCGCCCGCAGUUUACGCCGAGCAACGGGCAACGGCCCUUUGCGGCCGGUGCCAUCUCGGCGUCUCCGGUAUCCACCCCGCGCGAUCAGCAUCGCGCACAGAUGGCAGCCGCGGCCUCUUCGAGCCCCUCGUACGCGAGCGCCGGAUUCGAUUCGGCAGUCAACACCACCCCAAAAGCGACCGGGACCAACAGUUUCAUCCCCCAGCAGCAGCAGCAGCGGCAGCAGCACCGUGCGGCGACGCACGAGCCGGCCUUUGUCGAGCGUCAGGAGCAAAGGCCGCCCCUCCACCGGCCGAUUUCGUCGGCCGACGCCUAUAACCAGCCCGAUCCGGUGCUCGCGUCGCUUGCGGCCGCUGGCAGCGGCGGCGGUAGCCGACCGGGCACCGCCCUCAGCCAGAUGAGCGGCGAAGGUUGGAUGUCCGAGGGCGCCGGCAACCGCAGCAGUUACAGCACCAACUACAGCGCCACGGGCAAGGAGGCCAGGCGCGCUUCGGUGCUCUCGUUCCAGACGGCCAUGAGCGGGGGCGGCCUGGACGGCUUCGCCAGCGGUGAUGAGGCGAGGACAUCCAGCCGUGGCGGCGACGACAAUUUCGAGGAGGCCACCGAGGCACUCGCUGCCAGGCCGGUGCCGGGGACCAAGAGUGGCAGGGCUCUUCGCGAGAGCAUCCAGCCCUGGCUCCAAAACUCCAACUUCAGCGGCUACGGCUCUUCGCCCGAUGAGCGAACUCUGCCCGGCGCCCUCCCUCCAGGCGCCUGGGGCGAGCCAAGCUACCGCAACAGCACGUCGAGCCCGGCUUCGCGCACGGUACCGCUCUACAGCUCGUAUCGCCAAAGUCCCAAGACGGCCAGCUCGGCGCUUCCUCCGCUUCCACAAGAAGAGCCCGCCUUCCAGCCGGUGCCACCCCCGGUGCCCGCCAAGGCGACUGCGUCUCUGCCGGCGACCAGCCCCAAGCUGCCCCCGCUCCAGAUGCCCGAUCUGCUCUCCAUCCCCCGGUCCUCGGCGGCGGCAGGGCCUCCCUCUUCGACAAUCGGCCCGUCUUCGGACGCCGGACAGACGGUCGGACCGCCCUCGGCCAACGAAGCCGUAUCGACCGCGGCCGCAAGGUCCGGCAUCGCUUGGGCCGACGCCUCCGGAUCCAUGCCAUCGGCCGGUGCAUCCGGUCGCGAUGCGGGCGUCGAGACGGCGAGCACCGUGGACGGACCUCUCUCGGACAAUGUGAUCCCGCCGCCAUUGCCGUCGGAAGUCGCAGAGGCGGCUCAUCGUCCGGGUGAGUCGCCCGUCACGCCCGUGGCGCCCGUCGCCCAGAAGCCGGUGUCGGACUUUCGACGAAAGCCGCUGGCCAACCUCGGCCCCGAGGAGCCGGCCGCUAGCCCGGCGCACCUGCAGUCGCUGAGCGAGCCCGGUCGAGCGGGCGUCGUCGGCACGGCAGGAGAUGCUGGACAACGCGCUAGUGAAAGCGGCACCGCUGCGACGGCCGCGAAGGGACUCGAGGCGGACGGCGAAAACGCUGGCGCGGCCGCGCCUAUCUCGACCCCUGCGGAUGGCAGUGCCGUCCCGGCCGACCGUCAGCGACGCCCUUCCAGCGCCAGCCUGCUGCCUACGGCUGCGCUGGCCCAGCCGCCGCAACCGACGGCGGCGUCUGCCGCGCUCCUCGAGCGGUCCGCAUCGCCCAGUAUUGAGGGCCCGUCAAGGGAGCCGAGCCCUCCGCCGGACGGCGAGGUCGAGGCGAGGGCCGAGUGGGAGCGCACGCAGAUGAAGCGCAAGCAGAAGCGCGAGGAGUCGGCCGCGAAAACGAGCAGGACCUCUGGCACCCUGCGCAGCCAGCUCAGGCCGCUGCAGCUCGUGCCCGCAGAGUCGGUGCUCGGUCCGGUCGAGGACGCGAGGACACCGGUGUCGGCGCACGUCCAGGAUCCCGCAGCCUGCACGUCGCCCAGCAGCGCACGGCGACCCUCGGGCGCGGCGCUCGACGGAGUCUCCGGCACCAAGGACGGCGGCAACGCCAACAACAGCAGCACCAAUCCCAACCGGCAAUCCAACGCGUCGGAUGCCGUCGUCAGCACGCAGCAGCUGCAGCGGAACCAGGCACGGGAGCAGAGGAGGAGCGUCGGAGCCUUUAGCGCCUCGAUGGCGGCCGCCAACGCCGUCUCGGGCGGGUCCAACGGCCCUUACCCCGUCUUCACCUCGCCGACCGUGGCGAGCAAGAAGGGCGCGCGGCAGUACCCUGGCAUCAUGCCGCAGCGCAGCCUGGUGCCGCCGUUUGAGCUGCAGAACCGGCCCGACGGGCUGCCGUCCGGGCUGAUUGGACCCGACGGCGUCCGCCGCAGCAUCAACGACCCCGAGGUCUGCCUCGAGUGCAUGAUGCGCGACGAGGACAUGAUCGACGUGCAAGUCGUCGGCGAGGGCAUCUGGGAGCGCGAGAGCGACAAGGACUUCCUCGAGGCGGUACGAUUCGAGGCUGAGGAGGCCUCCCGGCAGCACCAAAGGGCUGCCACCGAGGAAGGCGAGGGCGGCAGCGUUCACGAGCACAGCAGCAACCACGGCAGCUCCUCGCAGCGCCAUACGCUAUCGUCGUCCGAGCGCGCCCAGAGCCGCAACGCGACGCUGCCGCCGAGGCCGCGGCACAAGAAGAUCGGCAAGGGCGAGCCGCUGACGUCGGAGAGGCUCAAGCUCCACACUCAGAUGAACCCGCCGGCGUCGUCGCAUCGCUGGCGCACGCUGCAGACGUUCCUGGCGGUGCAGGCAAAGUACAUCGCCAUGGAGCACGAGAGGCUGAGGCACGAGGCAGAGCGUCGACGUUCGACCGCCAUCGCGCCCGGAGCGACCACCGCCGGCGCCGGCGGGCGUGGCAGCCCCGAUCCUGGACGCCAGUCACCGGUGCCCGCCGGCACACCUGGCCGCGAUGCCGCUUCGAGCCUGCGCAAUCGCAGCUCCUCGGGAAGCCUCCUCAAGAACGCCAUCGUCAUGGACGACGACGGCCUCUCGCCUGCAGAGCGCGAGGAGAAGCUGCGCGACAUUGCCUCAGCCCGUGCGGCACGCAGCAGGGCCGCAGGGCUUGGAGCUCCACACCCCGUCGCGUCCACCCCGCCAGCUUUGCCCUCAGUGCCUCCCGUACCGCGGCCCGUCUCGUCUCUGCAGCAGCCGCCGGUCCCGGCGGCGGCAAGCGAUGUCGUGCCUGCGAGCAGCGGAUGCCUUCCUCAGUUGGGCACACCCGUCCGAACAGGGGCAGCGGCCGGAAAGAGGACCAGCAGCGCUCACGAGCUGCGUCCGCCCUCGGGCGCCCUCUCGUCCCCGGUCCCGUACCCGCCCAGCCCCGCCGAGAGCCUGGCGCCUCCCUCCCGUCCGUUUGUUCCGACUUCGCCGAGCGCGUCCUCGCGCCUCGCCUCUCGGUCUGGAGCUUCGCAGCUUUCGCUCAUGCACAGCGGCUCGAUGAUCGACAUGCACGUGGCGCUCGAGGAUCGCAACGAGCACCGCCUCAACCAGGCCGGCUUCAUCCCCGGCACUCCGAUCGCCAUGGAGAGCCCCGGCGCCAUGAGCCGGGCCUUUUACGGCUUCCCUGGCGACGGCGAGGUGCCCGCACCGGACAUGGCGGCAGAGCAGGCCCGUAUCGUCCCCGGCGAAGGUUACGUGGACCCAGAGCGGGCGAGGCCCGAGGGCAUGCGCUCGUCGCCGGCGCGGGACGAGUCGAUCAAGCGAAAGAAGAAGGGCUUCCGCGGCUUCAUCUCGAAGCUGACGGGCAGCGGCGGGGGCGGCUCGACUGGCAACGGCAGCAGCCACACGGCCGGCGCCUCGGGUGCUGGCAGCGUCAACGGCAGCGUCGCCAGCCGGAACGCGAGCAAGCGUUCGCGCUCCUCGUCCAGCCCGCGGGCCGCGUCGGCCUCGCUGCCCUACGAUCCCACCGUCGAUCCCGUCCCGACGCAGAUCAAUGGCGGCGGCGGUCUGAUCAGCAAGGCGAGGAAGUCGAUGUCCCUCUUCACCGAUCCCACGCAGGCGCAAUCGGCGGAUGACGAGGCGCUUCUGCGAUCGAGAUCGCAGACGCAGCUGCAGAGCCUCCCGGCGCCCUUUCAGAAUCCGCCGGGCAUGGCGAGCCAGUCGAGCCUGGACCUGGGGCCCUUCCAGCAGCAGCCGACCAACGCGAUGCCGAUCGACCCGCGAGCCUCGCGCAGCGGCGUUGGCGCCAAGGACUCGGCACGCUCGUUCAGCUCCUCGCGAUCGCUCACCAACAUGGGCAGCCCUCGCGACCCGUCCACGCCUUGGACGAUUCCGGAGAAUGGGGUCGAGGACCGUGCGGACCAGCGCAGCCUGUCGAGCGUCGGCCGCAGCAGUCUUCGAAAGGAGCUGCCGCCGAUGCCAUCGGCCGAGGGCGAGGAUCAGAUGGGGCAGCCGAUGCCGAUGGUGAGCCAGCAUUCUCGCUCGGGAAGCAAUGGCGUCGCAGGCCCCAUACCGGCAGGUCGGCAGUCGAUGUCGGGCAGCUACGGCAACCGCAUGCCGUCUGCGCCAGUGGGCCGGACGUCGGGCGCGUGGCAGCUGUCCAACGACAGCGGCCGCCGCAGCAUGCAGGUCGGCCGUCCGCCGAUCCCCUUUACCUCGCCGUCACCCGCGCAGCAGAACCGGUUCGGCAACACGAGUCCCGAGGGAUCCCUGGCCGGCUCCUCGCUCAACGACGGGCCCAAGCGUCCUCCCAAGAACCCUCGGCGUCCGGACAACAUGACCGCCUCGCCCAGCUUCUCCGGCUCGACAGACUCGGAGCCCGAUCGCAGUGGCAGACCGGGGCCGAACAGCUUUGGCCAGGCCAUGGAGACGGACUUUCCGUCGGGCUCAGCGUACGAUGCGCUGCCGAAGCACCUGUCUGCGAUCGACCUCAACGACGCUCGCGCCGGGCAGCAGCAGCAGCAGCAGCAGCACCAGGACGAGGGCGACAAGGGCAACCGCAAGAGCAAGAUGCUGCGCCUGCCAUUCGGACGCAAGAAGCGCGAGUCGAGCGUGGGUGCGCCGUCGCCUUCGGUCUUUGUCGGCGGCGGGAUCGAGAACCAGCCCGAGGCGGCACCGAGGAAGUCGAACCUCGGGCUCGGCCCACCGCCGAUGCUGAGGAACCGACAGAGCUACUCUGGGCUGGCGCCGCCCAAGACGAGCAUGCACAUGGAGCGGCAGCGCGUGCUCUCGUCGCCGUCCGACGGACGGAUCGACAUGCCACCGCGCAGCCACAGCGCGUUUGGCAUGCUGUCGACGCAGCGCUUCGCCUCGGCCUCGGAGGCGAGGCUCUCGCGCGACGGGCGUGACAACCGUUGGAAUGGCGACGACGACGACGACGACGACGACGAAGGCGACGACGGCAUCGGCUUCGACCGCGACUACCGAGCGGGCCCGUACGGCAGCGGUGCCCUGACGGUUCCUCGCGGCGACGACGGAGGAGGCCGGAGGAACUCGACGAGCGGUGGAGCGGGCGGGUUUGGCCGAAAGAGCCUCAACCUGCUGCGCGAAGGGUUCCGGAUGCCCAGCUCGAGCAAGCUGGCCAACGGGCCCGAGAUGCCAUCGGCACAGCAGCAGGCGCAGGCCCCGUCGCCUCAGCAGCCGUCGCCGUCGCCGCGGCAGCAGCAGCGCAAGAAGCGCUUCGGCUUCUGA